CGUAUGACUCUGGCAAGGAUGUCUCCAGGAUGCUGGAGGCCAAUAGAGUUCAUCUGCAAUCUGGUCUUGAGGAGAUUAAAGAGAACUCCACAAAAAUCAUCCAAGCCAUAACGUGGCACAGGUCUACUUCGUCUCAAUCUUCAUCUUGUAAGAGUUUCCUCGCGUCCGGUUCCAAAGGUUCCUCCACAUGGACAGAAUUUAAGAACGAUCUCUUUGAUGAUUAUGGAGGAAUGGAACCAGGAAGCCAUUCACUGAGGCUAGGAAGGUUAUACGCUUGGGAAAAGAAGUUGUACGAAGAAGUUAAGGAUAUCACUCUCUGUAGAUUUCAAAAGCUCGCGAUUUUGAUGAUUUGUUUCCUAUAAUCGAUCAUGAAGGAAAAUCUUCAACGGAACCAAAAAUCUACGCCAGUCUUCUGUGGAAGCAACUCAACCACCUUGGGUAAG
This is a messenger RNA of Nelumbo nucifera (sacred lotus), 443 nucleotides long. The record is from RefSeq and is a predicted model, not a curated record. NCBI's taxonomy places the organism in Eukaryota, Viridiplantae, Streptophyta, Magnoliopsida, Proteales, Nelumbonaceae.